UCGACUUUAACAAGCAUGACCACUUUAACUGGGGCGACGGCGCACGCCGCCCUUCGACGAUCAAUUUUGGGCCAGAAGGUUACGAUUCCGAGUAUUUACAAGACUUUUCCGGAAUGGAAACCUCAACAGCAUCAAGAUUACAAAAGAGCACGAGAUGAGGUUCUUAACCCAUGGAUUGAAAAGUGGGUGACCGACAAGCGCACCAAUAAAGCGCUUAAAACAGCUGAUUUCGGUGUCUUCGCUGCCGUCUGGUGCCCUGAUGCCUCGUUUGAUAUUCUCUGUACAGCGGCGAAGUAUUUUGCCUGGUAUUUUGUGUACGACGAUAUAUUUGAUUGUGGCACUCUGAAGCAUGAUGAAGUCCACGCUAGCGAGUACAGAGUAGCAAGCCUUCAGUAUUUCAGAUUUUGUCUCCUUGGUGAAGGCGUAGCGCCAGAUCUAAGUUGCUUUGACAUAGAUCUCCGAAACGGUCUGCAAUGCUGGGACGAGAUCGGUGAGCACAUUUGUCAAGUUUCCUCCAGAUCCACUCGCGAAGUGCUAUGUGAUGAGAUGCUACGAUACAUCGGCAGCCUUAACAAUGUGGACACUAUUUUCGCAGCCCAUGAAAUUCCCACAAUCGAGGAAUACUGGGAACGACGCGAGGCUACUGCUGCAGCCUACUGUCUAGAUUCAUUUAUGGAGUGGAUAUUGAUAGAACAGAUGUACAAGAUCAAUCCAUGCAAAAGCUAUGGAGGCAUACUUCGUAUUUCGUUCAUAUGUCAGUCCUUCAAUAUAUUGUCCAAAGUUUCUUUCAAGGCUUCUGACGAAGGAUACAGAACCAACGACAUGCUCUCCUUCCGAAAAGAGGUGAAUGACAAUCAGAUUGAAAACCUGAUUCCUGUGUUGAUGUUAAACCGUCAAAUUGAGUGCAACACGGCAAUGAGCCAAGCAUACCACCUGCUUCAGUUUGAAGCAGGUGGCUUCUAUGACGCGGAAGCACAGCUAGCUCAAAAACAUCAAGGAAAAUCGAAAUUCAUCUCGGAUGUCUUUAGAGAAGGAUGUCUAAAUGUGGCUAUGGGUCUUGCUCACUGGAGUUAUCUUGGUGAUCGAUAUUUCAAGGUCUGGGAACAUGAUAGAGACAAUGUGGUACAAUUCACCGUCGGGCCGCCUAAACUCGAGAAAAAAAAAGCGAUUAAGCAAGUCAAAUAG
Messenger RNA from Penicillium taxi, 1185 nucleotides. Its product is annotated as terpene synthase family protein. NCBI's taxonomy places the organism in Eukaryota, Fungi, Ascomycota, Eurotiomycetes, Eurotiales, Aspergillaceae. The transcript has 8 exons. The annotation marks the transcript as partial. The record is from RefSeq and is a predicted model, not a curated record.